Balaenoptera ricei (Rice's whale) is the source of this 3305-nucleotide messenger RNA. RefSeq names its product hyaluronan synthase 3 (gene HAS3). Gene Ontology annotation, molecular function: hyaluronan synthase activity. The coding region runs from base 1620 to 3281 and encodes 553 amino acids. NCBI's taxonomy places the organism in Eukaryota, Metazoa, Chordata, Mammalia, Artiodactyla, Balaenopteridae. The transcript has 5 exons. The record is from RefSeq and is a predicted model, not a curated record. Gene Ontology annotation, biological process: hyaluronan biosynthetic process; extracellular matrix assembly.
GGAGCGCAGGGGGCGCAGGGGGCGACGUGCCGAGCAGUGUGGAGCCUGUGCACCGCUCGGAGUGAGGGGGCAGCCACAGACCUGUUUCCACCUGAAGCCCCUUCAGCUUGUUUUUGGAAAGUGCUUUGAGGCCAAGAUGAUAAAAGCUAUAAAAUGGGAAAUAUAUUGAGCCAGAAGGAGUUCACAUCCAACCACAGUUUUUUCUCAGUUUGGAAGCGGUGAGCCCCAUCCCCUUCCACCAACCCCUUCUUUGGCAGCAGCCGUUUCCCCUCGUUGGCCCCGGAAGAAAGAGGACAGCAGGCGGGUUGGUCUGGCCUCCGUCCCUGCUCUGCUCCAUCCCUUUGUCUGUGAGGCUGUGCGUGAAGGGAGCCUUGCCUGCCACCUGCAGUGGAGGGAUGGCCAAGACACGUGAAAGUUGAUCAGUUGGUUGGGGGAUGAUUCACCUGACCUGUACAAAACCAGAUUGGCUUCUGGAGUCUCUUUGCACAGAAAUCCAAAAGCGCAGCUGGAAUUUCGGUGGCAAGGGAGAGAGUCAAAACGGGAGCUGAGUUCCAGGGUGGGCUGUGGGAGGCAAGCCACUCUGCCCUGACCACGACGGGGGCGUGGGGGGUGGUCUUCUUCCACUGCCCCCUGGACAGCAGCAGGCGUGACCUCUAAGGGCUCUGCUGUGUCCUCCAGCGAGUUCUGCAGCCACAGAGCUUCUGCAGUCACACGCGGCAGCCUCCCUGCGGUGCGCGCGGCACCUCACUUCCACGCGCCACUCUCCUCGGAGCUGACUGGCCACUUGGGGGUUGGGGAGUUGUCUUCUUAGAACACCGGCUGCUGCACUCUUCCCUGUUGGCGGGGCUCAGGGCUGUGCUCAGCGUACCCCGUGCCUGCCAGCAGGUGUAGAGGCGGCGCAGACCUGCACCAUCAGCCCUGGAAGGGGCUGCACCCACUUAUUUGAAGGGUCAUCCCUGUUGUCCCUCCCCAGUGUUCUUCAUGCUGACUCAAGUAGGUCCGUACUCCCAGGAGGCUCAGGUAUUACCUGCCCCCACCCCCAUGACACUCUGCAGUCCCUGGGGGCAUAGAAUAGCAAGAUCAGUUACUCUGUGUUUCCUUUAGUUUGGAAGGUCGUUUUUUACCCAUGAACUUGUAUGAUACAACAACAUUGUGGAACAGAGAGGCAAACUAUUGUUAUUCCCUUUUGGCGGAAUUUGGCCCAAGUCUCCUGGGGGGCUUGAGGCAGACUCUUUUGAACAUCUCUUGAAUCCUAUGGAGCCUCUCCCCGCAAAAUUAGUAUAGCAGCAAAGCCCUUUCAACUAGAGCACAGUUUGGGAAGCACUCCGGAGCUCAUAUACACACAGGAGCCCCGGCAUGUGGGUCCCACGAAGCAGUCAUUGGAACUCCGCUGACACGAGCUGAGGGAUGCCGACCCUGUGCUGGCCCCCUGCCCUCAGGGUGCUGAGGAGCGGCAGAGCCCUCAGAGCACGGGCUCUAGAGCGCAGGCUCAGUAGUUGUGGCGCACAGGCUUACUUGCUCCGAGGCAUUGUAGGAUCUUCCCGGACCAGGGCUCAAACCUGUGUUCCCUGCACUGGCAGGCGGAUUCUUAACCACUGCGCCACCAGGGAAGUCCCGAGAUGCCGGUGCAGCUGACAACAGCCUUGCGUGUGGUGGGCACCAGCCUGUUUGCCCUGGCAGUGCUGGGUGGCAUCCUGGCAGCUUAUGUGACAGGCUACCAGUUCAUCCACACAGAAAAACACUACCUGUCCUUCGGGCUGUACGGUGCCAUCCUGGGUCUGCACCUGCUCAUCCAGAGCCUGUUUGCCUUCCUGGAGCACCGGCGCAUGCGGCGGGCAGGCCGGCCACUGAAGCUGCCCUCCCCGCUGCGGCGCUCUGUGGCGCUCUGCAUUGCUGCAUACCAGGAGGACCCCGACUACUUGCGCAAGUGCCUGCGCUCAGCCCAGCGCAUCGCCUUCCCCGACCUCAAGGUGGUCAUGGUGGUGGAUGGCAAUCGCCAGGAGGAUGCCUACAUGCUGGACAUCUUCCAUGAGGUGCUAGGUGGCACCGAGCAAGCCGGCUUCUUUGUGUGGCGCAGCAACUUCCAUGAGGCGGGUGAGGGCGAGACGGAGGCCAGCCUUCAGGAGGGCAUGGACCGCGUGCGCAACGUGGUGCGGGCCAGCACCUUCUCGUGCAUCAUGCAGAAGUGGGGAGGCAAGCGAGAGGUCAUGUACACGGCCUUCAAGGCCCUUGGUGAUUCAGUGGACUACAUCCAGGUGUGUGACUCUGACACUGUGCUGGAUCCAGCCUGCACCAUUGAAAUGCUUCGAGUCCUGGAGGAGGACCCCCAAGUAGGAGGAGUCGGGGGAGAUGUCCAAAUCCUCAACAAAUACGAUUCAUGGAUCUCCUUCCUGAGCAGUGUGCGGUACUGGAUGGCCUUCAACGUGGAACGGGCUUGCCAGUCCUACUUUGGCUGUGUGCAGUGCAUUAGCGGGCCCUUGGGCAUGUACCGUAACAGCCUCCUUCAGCAAUUCUUGGAGGACUGGUACCAUCAGAAGUUCCUAGGCAGCAAGUGCAGCUUUGGGGAUGACCGGCACCUCACCAACCGAGUCCUGAGUCUCGGCUACAGGACUAAGUAUACAGCUCGCUCUAAAUGCCUCACAGAGACCCCCACCAAGUACCUCCGGUGGCUUAACCAGCAGACCCGCUGGAGCAAGUCUUACUUCCGUGAGUGGCUCUACAACUCUCUGUGGUUCCACAAGCACCACCUCUGGAUGACCUACGAAUCAGUGGUCACGGGUUUCUUCCCCUUCUUCCUUAUCGCCACGGUCAUACAGCUUUUCUACCGUGGCCGCAUCUGGAACAUUCUUCUCUUCCUGCUGACAGUGCAGCUGGUGGGCAUUAUCAAGGCUACAUACGCCUGCUUCCUUCGGGGCAACGCAGAGAUGAUCUUCAUGUCACUCUACUCCCUUCUCUAUAUGUCCAGCCUCCUGCCAGCCAAGAUCUUUGCCAUUGCUACCAUCAACAAGUCUGGCUGGGGUACCUCUGGUCGAAAAACCAUUGUGGUGAACUUCAUUGGCCUCAUCCCUGUGUCCAUCUGGGUGGCAGUCCUCCUUGGGGGGCUGGCCUACACAGCUUACUGCCAGGAUCUGUUCAGUGAGACGGAGCUAGCCUUCCUUGUCUCUGGGGCCAUCCUGUACGGCUGCUACUGGGUGGCCCUCCUCAUGUUGUAUCUGGCCAUCAUUGCCCGGCGAUGCGGGAAGAAGCCAGAGCAGUAUAGCUUAGCUUUUGCUGAGGUGUGACGUAGCCCUCAAGCAGAGCGGGAA